Messenger RNA from Venturia canescens, 1426 nucleotides. Its product is annotated as methionyl-tRNA formyltransferase, mitochondrial. The record is from RefSeq and is a predicted model, not a curated record. The transcript is spliced from 6 exons. Gene Ontology annotation, biological process: biosynthetic process; conversion of methionyl-tRNA to N-formyl-methionyl-tRNA. NCBI's taxonomy places the organism in Eukaryota, Metazoa, Arthropoda, Insecta, Hymenoptera, Ichneumonidae. Gene Ontology annotation, molecular function: methionyl-tRNA formyltransferase activity. Bases 288 to 1376 code for a protein of 362 amino acids. Gene Ontology annotation, cellular component: mitochondrion.
UCGAUAUAUUGCUCCAUUGAAGGACUAUAACACUGCCAAAACAGGCAGUUUUUGUUUUUAUGAAAUAUUCUUCCUAAAUUAUAUAAAAAACGGAGGAAGUAGAUGUAUGAAAUGACUAAAUUCUCUUCGUAUGUGAAAUAUUUCGAUCAAAAAUUGUGUUUCAAUGCAAGUGAAAUUUUCGUUCAUUAUUUACCCUCUAGUGCAACAAAAAAAGUGGGGUUAUGUUCACCGUUACGACGAAAUUGCCGGUGAAAAAUCGUAGUAUUUAUGCAUGAUAUUGAGAAACCAUGAUGUUGAAAUUUCUCAAGCAUAGUGUGUGGAAUUGUUUGGCUUCAUCUGCAAAUAAAGCUCACAAUCUGUCAUUUAAGAAAUUCGUUUCUAUUUACUUUGGAAAUCUCUGUAAGACGAACCGAAAUAACCAAGAACUAUACACUGGUCCAUGGAGCAUAUUAUUCUAUGGAAGUGAUGAUUUUGCCUUGCACAGCUUUAAAGUUCUCAAUGAACGAUAUAGAUCAAAGAAUCUUAUCAAAAGAUUGGAAGUUGUGACGGCGUAUAAGGGCAAAGAAAAUGCACUCAUUAAUUAUGCAACUAAAAAUGGUAUUCUGGUACACACUUGGCCUCUAUCAGUUCCCAUUACCCAAUUCGACUUGGGUUUGGUAGUUUCGUUUGGCCACAUGAUACCAGCUGAAGUGAUAGAUGCGUUCCCAUUAGGUAUGAUUAACGUACAUGCAAGUUUAUUACCAAAACUUAGAGGUGCUGCACCGAUCAUUCGUGCAAUAAUGAACGGUGAUUCUCUGACGGGAGUUACCAUUAUGAGAAUCAUGCCAGAAAAAUUCGAUAUUGGUGAAAUAUUGGCUCAAGAAGAAAUUCCUAUUCAUCCUGAUGAAACAAUGCCUGAAUUAUACACCAAAUUAGCCAAACUCGGCAGUGAUCUAUUAAUCAAAACUGUUGAAAAGUUACCGGAUGUGUUACAUCAAGGACGGGAACAGAACAGUGCAGAUGCUACAUACGCACCUAAAAUUACGGCAAAAGCUUCAGUUAUAAGGUGGAACAAGAUGAGUGCUCAAAAUGUAUACAAUUUGCAACGUGCACUCACUGGGCUUUAUUCCCUGACAACAAAGUUUGAAGGUAUAGCGAUAAAAUUGCACGGUAUUCGUGUUUAUGAAGAGCCAGUGAGUUUAGCAAAUUCCGACGAGGAAAAACCAGGUUGUGUAUUUUAUGACAAAAAAAAGAAUCUUCUGUUGAUACAAUGCAAGGACAAUACGUGGAUCUCAGUCGAUGAAAUCGUUGUGCCCGGUCGAAGGGCAAUGUCUGGGAAAGAUUUUAGAAAUGGUUUUAUGUCCAAAUAUAAAGAAUCCUUGAUCAUCUUUCACUAAACUUUAUUGUGUAUAUAUUUGUAUAGAGAAUAAAAAAAGUUUUAAAUUUA